Messenger RNA from Nematostella vectensis (starlet sea anemone), 2215 nucleotides. RefSeq lists its product as uncharacterized. Gene Ontology annotation, molecular function: calcium ion binding. The transcript is spliced from 4 exons. The record is from RefSeq and is a predicted model, not a curated record. The coding region runs from base 1 to 1227 and encodes 408 amino acids. NCBI's taxonomy places the organism in Eukaryota, Metazoa, Cnidaria, Anthozoa, Actiniaria, Edwardsiidae.
AUGCGCUUCCCACGAACCGGAAAUCUUCUCCCAGAGAUAUACUUAUUCAUUCUUGUGCUCCUCUGCAGCGAGUGUUUCGUCUGCAAAGCCGGGAAGCAGGAAACCGUAGCCAUUCAUAGAAACUUCACAUAUAAUGGCAUAUCGUACGCGCGCUUCAGAUACAACGAGAUGAAAUAUUUGGACUUGUCCGGUAAAGUUGUCAGGUCUGUCCGGAAUGUGUCCGAGUGCGGCCAUCAAUGUCUUCGUGACCUCACAGGGUUGUCAUUCAACAUAGGAAUUCUACCAGACGCCAAUGGUAACUUAACAUGUGAGGUCUUGCCCGGUGAUCGAUUCUUGAACGAGAGUAAAUACCAAGACAGCAUCACCUAUAACCACUAUAACCUAUACACGGAGUGUGAGCGGGCUCCCUGUGGUGACCAAAACACCUGCAUCCCGAGCUACGAGACGGGUGAUUUCUACUGCGCAUGUGCGAUUGGAUUCUUUGGACUUCUUUGCAAAGAUGUCGAUGAGUGUAACGGUAGUUCCCAUGGCUGUCCAAGCAGUGCAAGUUGUGUCAAUACUCAUGGAUCGUACUACUGCACGGGAUACGGGACCCCGUGGAACCUCGUUGCGCGCUUUUCAAAUGCGGAUGCUUUGAACUGGAUGAGCGAUGAUGGCCUAUGGUGGUUCGACCUGCUGUCUGGCGUCGGUGAUCAGCUGAACCCCACCAUCAACAGCGACAUGAUCUCACCGCUAUUCUGGACAAAGAGCGGCCACAAGAUCAAAGUGACCCGCAGCGAUGACCCUACAAACACCCCUCUCCUGGUUACCACCGGUGACUGCUUGGGCGGGAUGACGAUGAGAGGGCUACUAACGAGUUUUGGAAACACUAAGCGUGAUGGCUCAGAUUCCUGGCCCAUGGACUCGUGUAGGCAUAGCUGCGCUGUGACGUAUGGAGGCCUGUAUAAUAUUACCAACGGCUUUGAGCAGUCCUCCUGCAGUGGGCGGGUUCAAUCAAGCAACGCGAUCGGAUUUUUCUGUCAUGGUUGCACGCCAGACGUGUGUGGGGAUGCAGCCGUGAUGUCUAUUGGUGGAGUCGGCGAGGAGUGCGAUAGGGCCGAUCAUGGCAUCGGUGUCACGGAAGCUGACUUUGGGAAAUUCACAUCUGAGUACGGGAUGGCUGACUUCGGGUCGGAUUCGUUAGGUAAAGCUGUUGAUUAUUCGCUUAAUUUGUGGGUAGAAGGCUGACACACUGAACGUGGGCACCGCAUCGUCAACGUUACAACGAAAAAAGCACCGAGUCCCUAAAGCGGUUGGCGACAUGUGACCAGCGAAAAACAAAGCACCGAACCGCCGAAUUGGCUGCCGAAGUAAUAAAUUGGUUGCCGAAGGUAUGACGGACGCGAAGCAUCGAAAUGUCGAAGUGGUUGCCGAAAGUAUGACGGACGCGAAGCACCGAAAUGGUUGCCGAAGUGGUUGCCGAAGGUAAGACGGACGCGAAGCACCGAAAUGGUUGCCGAAGGUUUGACGGACGCGAAGCACCGAAAUUUCGGAGUGGUUGCCGAAGGUCUGGCUAACACAGCAAAGAGUCGCUGGUGAGAGCUAAAUAAGGAACACAUAAGAACAUAGCAACAACUAACAACAGCUGGAGUAACCAAAGUCGAGCGAAGCACGAGCCACGGAAGGAUGGAGAACGGAGCACCGAGGUGGAUACCGAAGGCGGGACGAACGAAGCUCCGAAACGCCGAAAUGUAUGAACGAGACACCGAACCACCGAAGUGAGUGCCGAAAGUUGUAACUUGCUAUAAGCACUCGGCAAACUGACUAAUCAGAUUAAACAGCCUUUUCAUGGAUCUGGCACCAAUGAAGCAGACUUUCUACUGCUCUUGAAGUGUAGUGGUCGCAGUAAAAUAUCUAAAACUCAUUUUAGUCUUUUAUGCGACGUGCGAAGAUGCGGAUCGCUUUAAAUUUCAAGCACAUAGAUAUUGAUGGGUAAAUUCGCCGUCCUUGGGACCUGAUGCGAUCUUGUACUUAUAUAAACUUCUGUAAUUAGCGUAUAAACUUCGUUUUGAUUUUGCAUAAAUGUAGUCAGUUUAGCGUGCAAUUGUGAUAAGUUAGAAAAGGCAGUGAGCAUAAAAAAACGUAAGGUGGAACGAGGGUUAAAUGAAGAGGGCGAAGUAUGGAGACAAUUGCGGGAAUAGAUAUCUUAUAACCACAAUAAAUGAUAUAAAACGAA